UUUUUCUAUUUGUUAGGAAAUCAGUCAAAAUUGAAAAUAUCCUCCGGAGUUUCAUCAUCGGGGGUUUUUACCGCCAAACCUCAACACCUGGCCCCGGUUCCCGCUUGCGGCCAAGCAUAACUUGCCAGUGCGUCCGCCGUCCACCUCGUGCCGUUUCAGAUUCCAGCUCCAGCUCCAGCCAGACCCGAUUUCGACGAAAUGUUUGAGGCACGACUUGUCCAGAGUUCCAUCCUGAAGAAGGUUCUGGAGGCGAUCAAGGACCUUCUGAACGAGGCGAUGUUCGACUGUUCCGAUUCCGGGAUCCAACUCCAGGCCAUGGACAAUUCUCACGUCAGCCUCGUUUCUCUCAACCUGAGAAGCGAUGGCUUCGACAAGUACAGAUGCGAUCGUAAUCUUUCCAUGGGCAUCAACUUGGUCAGCAUGGCCAAAAUCAUGAAGUGCGCAGGGAACGAUGACAUCCUGACGAUCAAAGCUCAGGACAAUGCUGAUACGGUCAUGUUCAUGUUUGAAUCUCAGAACCAAGAGAAAGUAUCAGAUUAUGAAAUGAAACUGAUCCUUCUGGACCAAGAACAUCUUGGAAUUCCUGAGACAGAUUAUUCCUGCAUUAUAAAAAUGCCGUCAGGCGAAUUCGCCAGGAUAUGCAAGGACUUGAGUAUGUUCGGCGAGUCAAUUGUCAUAUCUUGUUCAAAAGAGGGUGUCAAAUUCUCAGCGACUGGUGAUGUCGGAUCAGCAAAUGUGAAACUGGCCCAAUCUUCAAAUGUGGACAAAGAAGAGGAAGCAGUCACCAUUGAAAUGCAAGAGCCGGUGACUCUAACAUUCGCAUGCAGAUAUUUGAAUUCGUUCACAAAAGCUACCCCGCUGUCGCAACAAGUUCAACUUUCUAUGUCAGCUGAUGUACCGCUUGUAGUCGAAUACAAAAUCGGAGACAUCGGUCAAAUAAGAUACUACCUCGCUCCCAAAAUUGACGAGGAAGAAGAUAACUAAACUUUUUAAACAAAUUAAUAUUAACACAAACAUAAACAAAAUCACUACAAAUACAUACACAAAAUGUAAAUAUGUUCACAAUUUUUGUUUUCAAAUGUUUUCUUCCCUUAGUUAAAAUUGUAUAUAAUGAUAAUGCGAUUGAAUCUUGAAUUUGAACAGAAUAUUUUUGGCCACCUGUUUUUUUUAUUAAUACAAUGCGUUGAAUUCUUUUA
Cimex lectularius (bed bug) is the source of this 1196-nucleotide messenger RNA. RefSeq names its product proliferating cell nuclear antigen (gene PCNA). Gene Ontology annotation, biological process: mismatch repair; leading strand elongation; regulation of DNA replication. Bases 199 to 984 code for a protein of 261 amino acids. The record is from RefSeq and is a predicted model, not a curated record. Gene Ontology annotation, molecular function: DNA polymerase processivity factor activity; DNA binding. Gene Ontology annotation, cellular component: PCNA complex. Lineage: Eukaryota; Metazoa; Arthropoda; Insecta; Hemiptera; Cimicidae. The transcript has 5 exons.